AUGGAAACCAGUACACCGGUAAGCUCACCCAGUCGGAGAAAACAUUCUCUUGCACAAAAGUUCAUAGGAAUCAAUGAGACUUUAGAAGACCAUGAAUCAGAAAUUCAAUUAAGACGACAAGAAGCUAUAAAUAAAUCAAUUGAAACAAGAAGACGAUUGUCUGUAGCUCCUUUAAUCGCUGGUUACACUGCCGUACAACUGAAUCAACAUUGCAAAGAUGUUAUUAAACUGUCAACUGAAAAUAAAAUAAAUUGUAAAAAUGCUUUUAAUUUCUGGCUCAUUGAUGUUAUGGCAGCAAUGGCGAAAAAAAAUGAUUCAGAAAUCAAUAAGAAUUUUCAAGUUGCAAGUUGUACUUUGGAUGCCAGUGUAAAAAUCUACGGUUACAGAGUAGAUGCUAUUCAUACGGAUGCAGUAAAAAUGGCAGGUGGUUUUUUAAGUAAAGAAUCUCAUUCGGAGGAAAAAGAAAUGAAAGAUGGAGAUGUGGAAAAAGGAGAUGUAGCAGGUGUAACAAAAAUUAAAAAAAAAAAAAAGAAAUUAACUCUCGUUCCACCUGAAACAUUAAAUGCAAAAUCUGAAGCAGAAAUUUUUCUCGACAUUCAACCCAGUCCGACUUUUCUAAGGGGUAAAAAUUGCGGUAGUGACUUAUUACUAAAAGUUUCAAAAUAUAAUGACGAAGGAAUUAUGUUCCUGGAUUCGGAUUAUCCGUGUUGGCCUUACGGCGAAAACAGUAGUUCUGUACCUAAAUUUGAAAAUCAAGAAAUAUUUGAUCAUGAAAUUCUAAUGACACUUUUAUCUGAAAUUCAAAUUGGCGAGGAAGGUGAAGAACAUCUUUGUUCAUAUUAUAAGGAUUUUAAAUUUGGUGAAAUAUAUAAUGACAAUGAAUCGGAUGACGAUUUACAAAUAUCACAAAACAGUGAAAAAUUUGAAUUUAACAUGAAUGCCAGCUAUCAUGAUAUAUCUUCGGAUGAAAAACCAUCGGAUCAAAGAAAUAGAAUUGAUAUUCCAGCUGGGGGAUUCGAAUCCGAAGAAGAAAUAAUUUUGAAACCUGAAAACAACAAAAAACAAACUCAAAACAUUCCCAUAUCGGAAUUAACAUCAAGAAUAUCAAUUAAUCCGUCUGAAUAUUCAAUGUUCGAUGAGAAAUUAUUAAAAGCUUGGGCAGGUCCCUCACAUUGGAAAGUUAAACCAAUAAGAAAACCGUUACAAGAAUUCACUUGCAACGAAGAUACACUAAAACCUAUAUCAUCGAAAAGAACAAGAAAAGGUAAAAUAAAAUGUUACGCGGGUUUAUUUGACGUUUCCGAAGAAAUAUUAGAAAAAAAUUUAAUGGAAAACGAAAAGACGACAUUAUUUAAAUCAACAAUGUUAAAUUGGAAUUCACAAAAUACAACAAUGCCAAAAGAUCUUAAAUAUCAAUCUAAAAAUUUAUUUUCAUUAUUUCACAUACCAUCAUUUAUAAUAACGUAUAGUCGAAAUGAAAAAGAAAAUGAAACGACGUUAGAAAAAAAUAAAAACGUGGAAGAAAAAAACGACGACGACGACGACGAUAAUAACGAAAAAGAAUUAGAAUAUUGUUCUGCUCGUUCUUUCGUUCACGAUAAUAACGAAUCGAGACAUACAGACGAAGAAGAACAAAUCAUCCAGGGAUUAGAAAAAGAAGAAGAAGAAGAAGAAGCUUGGAAUUUAGAUAAUAUGGUACAAGUACCUAAAAAAGUUGAAAAAAUACAAAUGUCUAAUUUUCAAAGGAGAAAACACGUGGAUAUACAAAAUUUAAAACGCGGUCUCUGGACCAUUUUGACAGCUUCAACUCGUGAGAAAACAUCAGAUUCCGACAAAGUCGAAAAAGUUUUCGAAUUUAAAGAUUUAAUUAAAAUUUAUCCUAGUAAAGUAUCGAAAAAUUAUAGCAAUCUAUUAAGAUUAUUGGUCUGCAGACAUAAUAAGAAAAUUGGACAUGCAGAUAAAAAAAAUUUUUUCCAUCGUCUCGCAUGUCGAUAA
Messenger RNA from Pediculus humanus corporis (human body louse), 1995 nucleotides. RefSeq names its product Condensin complex subunit, putative. Gene Ontology annotation, cellular component: condensin complex. The record is from RefSeq and is a predicted model, not a curated record. NCBI's taxonomy places the organism in Eukaryota, Metazoa, Arthropoda, Insecta, Psocodea, Pediculidae. Bases 1 to 1995 code for a protein of 664 amino acids. The transcript has 2 exons. Gene Ontology annotation, molecular function: chromatin binding. Gene Ontology annotation, biological process: mitotic chromosome condensation.